Messenger RNA from Procambarus clarkii (red swamp crayfish), 1085 nucleotides. RefSeq lists its product as uncharacterized. The record is from RefSeq and is a predicted model, not a curated record. NCBI's taxonomy places the organism in Eukaryota, Metazoa, Arthropoda, Malacostraca, Decapoda, Cambaridae.
CUGCAGUAGAUGCUCAACACCUUGCAGCUGCAGUAGAUGCUCAGCACCUUGCAGCUGCAGUAGAUGGUCAACACCUUGCAGCUGCAGUAGAUGCUCAACAUCUUGCAGCUGCAGUAGAUGGUCAACACCUUGCAGCUGCAGUAGAUGCUCAACACCUUGCAGCUGCAGUAGAUGCUCAACACCUUGCAGCUGCAGUAGAUGGUCAACACCUUGCAGCUGCAGUAGAUGCUCAGCAUCUUGCAGCUGCAGUAGAUGCUCAACACCUUGCAGCUGCAGUAGAUGGUCAACACCUUGCAGCUGCAGUAGAUGCUCAGCAUCUUGCAGCUGCAGUAGAUGCUCAACACCUUGCAGCUGCAGUAGAUGGUCAACACCUUGCAGCUGCAGUAGAUGCUCAGCAUCUUGCAGCUGCAGUAGAUGCUCAACACCUUGCAGCUGCAGUAGAUGGUCAACACCUUGCAGCUGCAGUAGAUGGUCAACACCUUGCAGCUGCAGUAGAUGCUCAACACCUUGCAGCUGCAGUAGAUGGUCAACACCUUGCAGCUGCAGUAGAUGCUCAGCAUCUUGCAGCUGCAGUAGAUGGUCAACACCUUGCAGCUGCAGUAGAUGCUCAACACCUUGCAGCUGCAGUAUAUGCUCAACACCUUGCAGCUGCAGUAGAUGCUCAACACCUUGCAGCUGCAGUAGAUGCUCAACACCUUGCAGCUGCAGUAGAUGGUCAACACCUUGCAGCUGCAGUAGAUGCUCAGCAUCUUGCAGCUGCAGUAGAUGCUCAACACCUUGCAGCUGCAGUAGAUGCUCAACACCUUGCAGCUGCAGUAGAUGCUCAACACCUUGCAGCUGCAGUAGAUGCUCAACACCUUGCAGCUGCAGUAGAUGCUCAACACCUUGCAGCUGCAGUAGAUGCUCAACACCUUGCAGCUGCAGUAUAUGCUCAACACCUUGCAGCUGCAGUAGAUGCUCAACACCUUGCAGCUGCAGUAGAUGCUCAACACCUUGCAGCUGCAGUAGAUGCUCAACACCUUGCAGCUGCAGUAGAUGCUCAACACCUUGCAGCUGCAGUAGAUGCUCAACACCUUGCAGCUGCA